AUGAGAUUUUUGGAGAAGGGCAUUCCUUCUCUCUUCUCUGACCUCAAGCCGUUGUACAGGGACGAAGCGAAGGCUGCAGUUCUUGGGGAGCUGUUUGAGGGCUAUGCUACCACCCUGAGAGCAUUGGGCUCUCAUCCAGAAUCUGAGAAUUGCAAGAACCCGUCGAAGCUGUCCCCACAGGCACGGGUGUGGGUGUUGCACUACCUUGCACAGCACUAUGACUACUUGGGGCAGACCGAACGAGCGCUCGCCUGCAUCUCGGAGGCUGUUUCACACGCUCCAAAACUCGUUGAGCUGCACUCG
Ostreobium quekettii is the source of this 303-nucleotide messenger RNA. NCBI's taxonomy places the organism in Eukaryota, Viridiplantae, Chlorophyta, Ulvophyceae, Bryopsidales, Ostreobiaceae. The record is from the annotation of a GenBank genome assembly.